GUGCGGGGAAGUCUUUUGGAGAAUCUGUAGUUAGCAAAUUAGCUUGAUAACAUUGUAAAAUGAGUCAUUAUCGAACACUUCUGUGGGAUAUUUCAAAUCAUUUAACAGCUGAAGAUCUUACCUCGCUUAAAUAUCUUUGCAAAGAAAUUAUUCCGGCCGGAAGAGCAGAGAAAAUUACUAGUGCACUCGAGUUCUUCUCAGAGCUUGAACGUCGGAAGCUGCUAUCGGACGAAAAUCGACACUUUUUGGCUUCAAUGCUCAAUACUAUCAAUAGAGAUGGCUUGGGGAAUAGACUUUUAGAGAUUCAAGGUAAGGAUAUUUACUUUCUUGGGUUGGUUUAUUGUACAAUGCUCUUUUUUAUGUGUUAUUUUGAGGUGAAGACGUAAAAUAGAAAGUUGCAAUCAGUCCGUGGAUGUGACUAAGCCAAUUUUACGGACGGUAGUAAAAAUGUGAAACUAACUUUAAAUACAUCGCUUUGCUACGUAAAGAGUAAGAUUCAUUGCUUUUAAUCUUCUGUCUUUCUAUACGUAUGAGUUUAAGAGCUUGGUUGGAAAAUAUAACAUCGGUUUGAUUGGAAAAUCAACUUCCGCCCGCGGAACUACUGCUUAGCCGCCUCUUCAUGUCUCAAAUACUGGGCCGGGUUGUUCAAAGCUGGGUUAAGAUAACCCAGGGUUAGUGUGAAAUCCGAUUUCAGAUCUAAAAGCUUUACAAGAAAAUUCAGUCGAAUUCUUUUUGUUUAGAGUAUGACUACUUGAUGCUUUAAAAAGGACACUGAAAAUUUUCCCAAAAAGGCUUUUGAGUAAAGGAAUAAAGAAACGCAGAUUAAAAUUUAACCCUGGGUUAGCGCUAAUCGGCCUUCGAACAACUGGGCCCUGAUCUUUAAUUCACGGCCCACGUAGCAUCCGAGUUGUUUUACACACAAAUCUGAUAUGUAAGAUAUACUAGGGGCUUCAAAAUUCUACUGUUAAGGCUGAUAAGAGGCCAAAGUUGUAAAAGGGUCUGAGAGUAUGCAUGGUGUCACAGGUCAGCCAAAUAUAGUUCUUCUCCAGCCACAUGAUAGCUAAUCACUCUUUUUAUUUACCAGUAUCACAGAUAAUCAAAACUAUAACAAAACUCUCGAACAUGACUGGUUAUCAUCAGCCCAAUUUGAGCACUAGUAGAACAAUGUACAUGUCCUACUUGUAACUGGACAGCGUAAUAGGACAGUUGCUGAGAUGUUUCUCCCAGGUGAUAACAACUGGCCAGCUCCCCCAGAAAAAAUUUAAAUGGAGGAGCUUGGAAAUGUAAUUUUCAGAAUUUUGGGCAUUGAAAAGAGUUCUUGUAGGCUAUUCAGAUGGAGGUGAAAGGUCUUAUAGGCAGCAGUAGACUACCAGUAAUAUUGGCUUUUAUUGAUACCCUUGGCUGUAAAAUAGCUAAAGCUGGCAACACGAUUGACAAUUUUAUACACCAGUGGCAGUGAUCAGCAAAAAUUGCCAGGUGUGCCUGGAUUGUGCCCAUCUGUGAUUUCUUCUGAUCGCUACAAUUGGCAUAUAAAAUGGUUGGAAGAAAGAAAAACUGGUGAUGCAACCAUGAAAACAUCACCGAAAGGCCUUGAGCUUAUAGAAAGACAAGAUUUGUCUGAAAGAGUGAGAGGUAUUAUAUUAAAAGAAAGCUCCACUGAUGGAACAAAGUAUCAAUGAAUUAUAAAAAGGAACUUUUUAAUUAAAAUUUGAUGACAAACUUGUAUGAAAAAAAAAUUGAAACAGAUAUCAGCUAUUUUGGAACUGGAGUUUUGUGUGUACUGACAUGUUGGAACAUCUAAUGCUUUGAUGUUGCCACUGCUAUGUGCAUUAUCCCCUACAGACUCCUACAAUGAAAAGGCUAAUAAUUUGAUGAAAAAAGUGGUAACCACAGAGCAUCAUAUGAUCCAGAAUGUCUUUUUUCCAUAAUCUCCAUUAUCAUGCAGUAACUAAGGUUUUUCUUGAUCAAUCAGAGGAAGCUUCUUGUAAUGAUCAUCAUUCAGUGAUAUUAUUUGGCCCUUAACAAAAAAUUAGAUGAGAAAAAAAACCAGGCAUAGGCUGUAUACAAUCAUGUGACCAAGACAAUGCAAAGCUGUACAGCCCUGUAGCCAUGAGUUAAAAGAAGAAAGGGAAAAAAAGGGAAGAUGAAUGGUCUUAUGAUAAAAUUCUUCUAGACUGAAUUAGGUAGGGCUACAGGGGAAAAUAUCUGGUUCUUAAUCCUCAGGCAUGGCCUUAUUCACUGUACAUCUCAACCUCAAGAGUUAAAGGGUCAAACUACUCCUUAAUGACCACAGCUUGUCAUAAAUAUUUUGUAAUAAAUCAAUGGAAAUGUUUGGUACCUCAUUUUAUUAAAUAUACAUUGUGGUGAGGUGAAAUUUUGCACUUGGUUAGCGUGUAUGUGGUUGAUUCUUAACCCCUGGAGUCCCAAAAUUCGAUGCUAAUUCUCCCCUCUUGCUGCUACACAUUUCCAUCAUCCUUAACAUGAAGUCACUUGUCUCAGUUUUGAUAAUUGUGGCUCUGUAGUCAUUGUAAUCAUGUUAUCUUGUUUUGGGUAAUAUUGCCAGCAUACUUGAAUGUUACAAUCAAUGAUUUUCCUUCACAGCAGAACAGAGGCCUUUCCCAAACUUAAAUGACAUGCGCAGUGUCUUACCAAAUUUUCCUCCACAUUGUGACCCCAGAAAGAAAACUGAGUCUGGUAGUACAGUACCACCCUACCAACCUUGGACUUCAUCAAAUCCAAGCCUUCCACUUUUCUCGCCCCCACCAAAUGUCACUAGCGGUUUGGAUCUAUCCAAUCAAAGACUUCCACCUUUCUCCAACCCACAGGCCACUAGGGGUGGUUGGAUUUCUGGUCAUCCUGACCCGACUGGUCUGCCAUCUCAAAGUGCUGCUCCAAUAUAUCAAGGGGCUAUAUAUGCUGACCCAAACCAUCCCUAUUACAGGCCUCUUUCUCCAGGCACUGGGCAAAAUCCCCCUCCUCACUCUUCAACUACAGCUGUUCCAUCUGUUAUUGCAUCUCAAAGACCUCUGGUGUCUCAAACUGUUGGCAAUGUAGAGCCCCAACAAAUUAUUGUUGCCUCAGGUUACAGUAAUCCUUCCCUUGUUAUCCCCUCAGCAUCUGGAGCAGGUCAGCUAAGUCGUUCCAGUGAUGCAAUAUAUCAAAGAUCACAAAGUGAUUCAACUCUUGUCAAUCCAUCUAGUCCUUAUCAUGUACAAAAGUCUCAACCUAGCAUAGACCAAUAUGUUUCCUAUCCUGGGCCACUUCCUCAAGGCACCAUGGUGAAUCCUUCUCCUCAGUCUUCACCUCCAGCUGUCCCAUCUGAGAGUGCAUCACAAGGACCUUCAGUGACUCCAAAUGUUGGCAAUGAAGUACUCCAAGCACCAACAGCUGCCUCAGGGUUCAGUAAUCCUCCCCCUUUUGUUUCCACAGCAGGUGUGGCAGGUCAGCAUAAUCCCAAUGAUGCAUCAAAUCAGAGGCUACAGACUGAUUCAACACUGACUGACCCAUCCCCAGGUCAUCCUGUGAAAAUCUCUCAACUCAGCAUUGAAAAUCCCUCUCUUCAAUCUCAACCUUCAGCUGCUCCCUCUGGAAGUGAGAUUGCAUCUCUGACAGACCACACUUCAACAGAUGCUGCAACACAGGAACUUCCUGGUUCAACCUCAAGACAGGUGAAGAAGCACCCUGCAUUAGAGGGGUCUGCUGGACUGGAUGCCGUAAAUCAUCCUCCCAAUGGAAACAUGCACAAAUUUUUGUAA
This is a messenger RNA of Pocillopora meandrina, 3755 nucleotides long. The record is from the annotation of a GenBank genome assembly. Lineage: Eukaryota; Metazoa; Cnidaria; Anthozoa; Scleractinia; Pocilloporidae.